Messenger RNA from Neoarius graeffei (lesser salmon catfish), 3045 nucleotides. It is a transcript of the gene tmlhe, whose product is annotated as trimethyllysine hydroxylase, epsilon. The record is from RefSeq and is a predicted model, not a curated record. Gene Ontology annotation, biological process: carnitine biosynthetic process. Lineage: Eukaryota; Metazoa; Chordata; Actinopteri; Siluriformes; Ariidae. Bases 1013 to 2251 code for a protein of 412 amino acids. Gene Ontology annotation, molecular function: trimethyllysine dioxygenase activity; iron ion binding. The transcript is spliced from 8 exons. Gene Ontology annotation, cellular component: mitochondrion.
UCUCAUUUUGAAAAAAAAUUCCCGGGGGGUCCCCCCGGACCUCCCUUAUUACAGAUUUUCUGCUUUUUUCAUCAGGACCCACUCUCAUCCCUGGUUAUGCUGUCAUAGUUAGUUGCCGGAGUCCCUGCUUGUACUCAGUGCAAUAUGUAUACUGUUCCUACUUAUUCAGACCUGCCUGAUCCACCCUGGUGCCCUGUGUCUGGUUGGAGUCUCAUCGCAUCGCUCCUGUGGAGGACGGCCCCAUGUGGACAGUUAAGUCACACUUGGAAGACGCUCUGGACUCUUACAGUAAUGCUUUUAUGGCUGAGGACUACAGUUGACUUGCUAACUUUAGGACUGCAGUUGUCAUGAACAGUUUUGCACUCAAAUUUCCAUCAAUGAAGAGUUUAUAACAUCAACCAAACUGACUUCAUGUUAAAACUGUUAAUGUUAUAGUCAGGCUGUCUGUUGUUGCCCAAAUGAGGAUGGGUUCCCUUUUGAGUCUGGUUCCUCUCGAGGUUUCUUCCUCAUGUCGUCUGAGGGAGUUUUUCCUUGCCACCGUCGCCACAGGCUUCAUCAUUGGGGAUAGAUUAGGGAUAAAAUUAGCUCAUGUUUUAAGUCGUUCAAAUUGUGUAAAGCUGCUUUGCGACAAUGUUUAUUGUUAAAAGCGCUUUACAAAUAAACUUGACUUGACUUAAAUGGUGAUUUUUUUUUUUUCUAGACGUACUGAGGUAAAGUUUGGUGUUCCACAAGGUUCUGUCUUGGGUCCACUGCUUUGUUCUUUAUAUAUGUUCCCUCUGGGUGAUAUUCUUCAUAAACAUUGUAUUAGUUUCCAUUGUUAUGCUGCUUAACUGUUAAACACUAGCUUAAUAGAAUUGAGGAAUGUGUGAAGGACAUUAGACACUGGAUGCUUAUUAACUUCCUUCUGCUUAACUCUGAGGUGUAGGCGAACCCACUGAUGAGUCCUGGGACCUUGACACAUACCUGUAUGUUGUUCUAUUAAUAAAGAUUGCACCGAUUUGUUUUGCAGAUCAUGGCCUUAAUCAGAGCGGUUUUGAAGCUGCGAGGGUCCAUGCAGUUGGCAUCUCGAAGCUGGGGUUCUGUCUCUGUGAUCUUUGGAAGCCAAAGAUGCCAACACACAGCACCACAGGAUACCUGUAACUGGCAGCUGCUAGAUAACUGCUUUGAACUCCGUUAUGGUGGCCUUGUGAUGCACUUCAACUAUGUGUGGCUGAGGGAUCACUGCCGCUCGGCCUCGUGCUACAACUCCAAAACCAACCAGCGCAACUUAGACACCGGCAGCAUUGAUCUCAACAUCCGGCCCACCAAGACCCGUGUGGACGAGGAGAAUCUCUUCCUUACAUGGCCUGAUGGUCACAUUACACGCUACAACCUGGCCUGGCUGGCAAAGAACAGCUACGAGGGCCAGAAACAGAGUGCUAUACAACCACGCAUCCUGUGGAACGCCAAGAUUUACACCAACGCUAAGGUGCCUUCUGUCAACUGGGAAAAGUUCAUGAGCUGUGAUGAAGAGCUGAAGACGUUUCUAAACAGCUUCUUGCUGUAUGGUAUUGCGUUUGUAGAGGACGUUCCGGCUACAGUCGAUGCUACGGAAACAGUGACCGGGAGAGUUAGCGUUAUCAGAGAAACGAUGUACGGCCGAAUGUGGAGCUUCACCUCUGAUUUUUCCCGUGGUGACACAGCAUACACAAAGCUGGCCCUGGACCGCCACACGGAUACGUCUUACUUCCAAGAGCCUUGUGGGAUUCAGGUUUUCCACUGUCUGAGGCACGAGGGAACAGGCGGCAAGACUCUGUUAGUGGACGGCUUUUACUCAGCAAGCAAAGUGCUCGAGAAGUCUCCUGAAAACUUUGAGCUUCUCUCACGCGUCCCCAUCAAACAUGAGUUCAUUGAGAACCUUGGCAACCAUAGCAACCACAUGAUCGGCAUCGGCCCUGUUCUCAAUGUCUACCCCUGGAACAAUGAAGUCUACAUGAUGAGGUAUAACAACUAUGACCGUGCCGUGAUAAGCACAGUUCCUCAUGACGUGGUACAGCGCUGGUAUGUGGCACACAGACAGCUCACUGACGAGCUCAGGAGACCCGAGAACGAACUGUGGGUCAAACUCAAACCGGGCAAGGUUCUCUUCAUUGAUAACUGGCGAGUGCUGCAUGGUAGAGAAUCCUUCACUGGACUUCGUCAGCUCUGUGGCUGCUAUUUGACCAGAGAUGACGUCCUCAACACCGCUCGCUCUCUGGGCCUUCAGGCUUGACGAGGGCUCAGCUGACCAGCACCAGAACACCACCAAAGAACAAGCUUAAAGUUGCUGAAAUCUUUGAAUCCCAUAGCAUUUUAGUUAAAGGGUAAGGGCUUCUUUAUCACCACAAGCAAGGAAUCAUUAUUAUGUUUCUGUCAGUUUUAUUAAAGGCACGUUAGGAAGGAUAAGCACUGGGAAAUGAACCUGGGUGAUACAAGGAAGAAAAAUUCUAGCACUUUCACAACAAUGAUAUUCAGUGAUGAUGUAAAUGUUUUUUAAUAUAGAAAAUGUUGCACCAACACAUCAUGGUUUACAUUCAUGUAUUAUUGUCUCAUAUUACACAGACAUGAGUGUUUUAGUGGGAAAUACUCCACUGGUAUUUUUCAUCUGAGCUCCAUCUGGGACAUGGAGAACCAAAACCGUGAGACACAUCUCUGUCACUCGUGAGGAAAUCGAUGAAUUGUUUUGAUAAAUUUGUGAAUGUGUCGAUAUAAUAAAAAGAAAAUCACACAUUGGAUUGAAAAUAUGAAGUUUAUCUUCUCGUGUUGGAAAAACUUGCAUUUUUCAUGCGAAAUGCAUCGCGGAUCUGAGGGACAUAUUAUUUUAAUAAUAUUGUCUGGCUUUUUUUCGUGGUCUAUCAGAUAUAUUCCAUUCAGCUAGCAUGAUACUGAACGAGUCAAAGACGAGUAGCUGAAUGGAAUAUAUCUGAUAGACCAACAUUUUGGGUUCGGCACAGAACUAGUUUGAUACUGAUUUAAAUAAAUAAAUAGUUGUAUUGUUUAAAUACUGCAUUAAAUGAAUGAAAAUGA